UUGUUUUCUUUUCCCAAAGUCCUCAAAUUUUCGUUCGUUCGUUCGUCUACAAAAUUCGCGAAAAAAUAACGUGCCGAAUUACUUUGUUCUCUCUCCUUUUCGUUCCCCCCCGAUCUCGCGACUUCAGAGCUUGCUCGCUCAAAUCGACCAUGGCGUCUUCUAGCUCUCCAAUAAACCGACAACCGAACGAAUCAGAUCUCGACGAAGAAGAGGACGAUCAGAAUCCUAACGAGCUUGAGUGCUUCGAUGAUUUCACUGUUGCAUCUUCAUGGGAAAGGUUAAUUUCGGAUGUAGAGGCUGUUUGUCGGCAGUGGAUGGCUGAUGGUCCAAUUAAUUUAAAGGAGAAAGGUGCAGAAUUUUUGGAUUCUAGAAGGAAUUUGUACAAGGUUAAACGUGAAUUGAAAUAUAGCAUGAAGUUAUAUUGCAUGGAGUACUACUUUGAGGUUUUCAAAGAUGAUAAAACUGAACCAUGGGAUGAUGAUUUACACAAAAUACAACUAUCCUUUGGAGUGUCUCAGUUUCUGGUUAUUGCCCCGCUGAGUGCUAGUGGUGUUGUCCUUGAUGCACCCGAAUCAAGCAAGCUUUUAAGCGCCGUUGCAACCGCUUUAUCGAACUGUGGAAGUAAUUGGCCUGCUUUUGUUCCAGUCCAUGAUCCGUCUAGAAAAGCAUAUAUCGGGAUUCAGAAUAUGGGAACAACUUUCACUAGAAGGUUUGAUUCUGAUAGAAUUGGCAGCCAAGUUCCCGUGAGGCUCAUGCAUAUGGAGGGACUGUAUGAAUUAUUUGUCUCCAAAUUUGCCUUGUCCUCAAUAGAUUUCUCAACUACCUUCAUUGAAGUUCACUGCACAAUGAAGCUGACAUAUAGAACACCUCCAUAUGAUGAGGAUGACGAUGGUGAUGGAGAGAACUUAGAAACUGAAGAUAAAGAAUCAAAAGGAGAUACAGAUGGGAUUAAUCAUAUCGUGUCACAGUGGGAUGAUGAUUACCCUUGGGCAGAGUGGUACUCUGCGGAGGAUCCAGUUAAAGGUUUUGAAUUGACUGCCAUCUGGCCAAGUAAGAUUUUUGAAGGUUCCCUUGAGAUGGCUGAGUUAGAGAAUGCUUCCUCAUUUGAUGCGGAGAAGUGGCUAAUUUAUCUUAUUGUAUCUCCGAAUAUGAUUGAUGAUUCAUUGGGUAAGUUGACUGGGUUUGCCUCCCAACUAUAUCUUCUAGUAGGUGCGCUAGACAAGUCAUUUGAGGCCCUUUUUUUGGAAGAUUUCACAUCAGCUGAAAAUAUGGGUUCUGAUAAUUCAAAGUCUACGUCUUCAGUACCUCCUCCUACUGCUGUUGAUCGCAUCCUAAAGGAGCUCUUUCAUGAAGGAGGUCAAAGUUCAAACUAUGUUCAGCUUGAACAUAAAAAGUCCCGGGUUAUCAAAGGAGCGCCUCUGGAUUCUCUGUUUGCACAGUUCUGUUUACAUGCAAUGUGGUUUGGCAAUUGCAAUAUACGAGCAAUAGCAACACUCUGGAUUGAGUUUGUUCGAGAGGUUCGUUGGUGCUGGGAAGAGUCACAGCCAUUACCCAGAAUGUCAACUGACUCCAGCAUCGAUCUUUCCACCUGUCUUGUUCAUCAAAAGCUGCAAAUGCUUGCAAUAUGCAUUCAGAAGAAGGGCUUGUUAGAUAACUUCCACAGUAGCAACAAAAGCAAAGGACAAAUUUCUGAUGAGAAUAAGUCUGACUUCCAGAAUGCAGGCAAUCACUGUCACGAUCCAGUACAUGAACAUUCUCCGGAUGAUAAGAAUUGCAGUUAUUUGAUACCAAAUGGCCACGAUGGCACAGAAAAUGCAACUGUUAGUGUGAAUCCUAGUCAUGGAAUAGCAUCUGAUGAGCAACGAAAUGUGAAUACGUCAAGGAGGGGAUCGGCUCGUAUUCUAGAAUCUUCUACACUUCUGCAUUCAUUUCAGAAGAUGCAUGCUCCAUAUACCCAGGAAGCACCACCUAUGACAGAAGAUAUGCAUGAAGAAAGGCUCCGUGCAGUCGAAGCUUUUGGUGAUGCAUUUAGCGUCUCAGGUCAGCUGGAAAGAGAUAUCUUAUCCUCUGACAUGUCUGCAUUUAAAGCUGCGAAUCCAGAUGCACUUUUUGAAGAUUUUAUUCGAUGGCAUUCACCAACUGACUGGGAAAAUGAUGAAACUGGAGAUAGAUUAAGAGAUGACAAGAUGGAAGGAGAUAACAGUUGGCCUCCACGUGGAAGACUAUCACAGCGCAUGUCCGAACAAGGAAAUUCAUGGCGGAAGAUCUGGAAUGAUUCUCCAGCAUUGCCAGUCUCGGAGCAAAAGCCUCUCUUUGAUCCAAUCCGGGAAGGGGAGAAGAUACUCCAUUAUUUGGAAACACUUAAACCACAGCAGCUGCUUGAGCAAAUGGUCACUACUGCUUUCAGAGCUUCAGCUGACACUUUAAACCAAACAGCAUUUGGUGAUUGGAAACUUAUGAAAACAAAACUUGACCAGCUAUACCUGACACUGGCAUCUACGUUGAAGUGUUUUCAAGGUAAUCAUUCGCUUGAAAAGUCUGAGUUGAUUGGAGACCUAUUCCAACUAUGUCGUGUUUUCGAACACAUAGAAAAGCUAUUGAUCCUUGCAGCUUCAGUGCGUCGUAAGCUGUUGGAUGCCCCACGUCUUUCUGAAGCAAUUUUCAAUGACUAUUUCAAUUAUUAUCUUCCUAAAAUGGGGACCAGUUCUGCAAGCAUUUGCUAUGAUAAGGAGUUCAACACCAAGCAACUAGUUAAGUUGCGUGAGAGAGAUGCUGUAGCGAGUCUUUUUCCACCUCCAACAGCUAACCAAUCAUGGAGGAAAGUCUUGAGCAUGGGUAACCUUCUUAAUGGUCACGAACCAGCCUUGAGGGAGAUUAUAUUCUCAGUCUAUGAUACUCUUAGUGACAAUCAUUACGGAAGUAGCAAUUCAUCAGAUAUCACCGGAGAUAUUGAGACGCAUAGAAUGUAUAUAUGUGGCACAUCUAAUGAUCUUCAGGUUGCUCUAUCUGUGACAUCUUGGGAUUAGUCACACUAGAGGAAUCUCAUCUGUUCUAUCUCUGAAAGUGGUGCUCUCGUUAGCCAUUAGCUUUCUAGAUGCCAUGGUUAUUUCUGAGAAUGUGAAGUUCCCCUGGGGACUUUAUUGGAGUUUCCAUCGUGAUCAACACAUAUACGUAAGUGAUAGUUGCCAUGGUUGAGAUUACACGAGAGCUGAUGAUUGUUUCUGUCGCCGUUCCUGCACACAAUCCCGAUAUAUAUUGUAUCAUAUCUCAAUUUAAUGGCCAGAAAAGGGCCGGGUUUUUUUCGCUCUUUCAUAUGUAUCAAGUCAUUACGGUGGCCGGAUGGCGGGUUAAGAAGAGCAAGGAAGAGCACUAUUGAGGGAUUAAAGUUUAAAAGGGUGAUACUUCAGAGACAUGCAUAUAUACUUAUUAUAGAAGAUGAUUCUCUUUCUCAUUAUACGCAGAAGAUUCACAGUCUACAUGUAACUUCCGUUAACUUCGAAUUCAGUGGUUGGGUUGAGAUUUCUCUUCAUUGAAGGCGUAUUUAACAUUUUUUUACAUCAUUAGAUCUCGAAGGAUAAAUUCGGAGAGAGAUCUGAUUCAAACAUUUGAUAUUUGGUUCAACACCUGCUCAGAGCCGUGGGCAUGCGCAGCUGAUUGUAAAAUUAACCGUUAUAGUUCGUAUCAUGUUUAAUCAAAGCUGAAGCUCCCUCACGAUCUUUUGUGAAUUGUUCUUCAUUUUACUGCUUCCGUUAUUUCAUGUUUUACUCUGUAAAAGCUCCUAAAAGAUGGAAAUUAGUAAGUCA
Messenger RNA from Asparagus officinalis (garden asparagus), 3803 nucleotides. RefSeq names its product rab3 GTPase-activating protein catalytic subunit. The coding region runs from base 150 to 3026 and encodes 958 amino acids. The transcript has 22 exons. Gene Ontology annotation, molecular function: GTPase activator activity. Lineage: Eukaryota; Viridiplantae; Streptophyta; Magnoliopsida; Asparagales; Asparagaceae. Gene Ontology annotation, biological process: positive regulation of GTPase activity. The record is from RefSeq and is a predicted model, not a curated record.